GUGUGUGUGUGUGUGUGUGUGUCCGUGCGACCAUCCCUCCCGUGUCUCGCCCUUCUACUAGCCUCCUUUCGGUUUCUUUCUUUUUCCCGCUAUUAUGCCCUCCCCCUGUCCCGUGUGCGUGGGGCUCGGGUGCGCGCGCACCCCCCUGCCGGCCGCCUCCCCUGUUUCAUGGGACGGGGGGAAGGAGGGCGCACACUGGCCAGGGGCGCCGCGCGCGGGUCUGAGUGUGAGCCCCGUUGGCGGUGUGCGCCUGCUGUGCCGGGGCUUCCCUCUGCUCCUCGUCCCCCGCCCCACACAUGUGCAGGGGCCGGCCUGCGGCCCUCCCUCCCUCCCUGUUCCCUGGCUUGCUCGCUCUCUCCCCUUCUCCCAUGCCCUCUGUUCCCCCUCCGUCUCUUCCCCCGGACUCUCGAGGACGGCGCGGAGCAGCGCCUUCUCGGUUCAUAGGCCCCUUGUAUUCCCAUCCCCCCCCCUUCUUCUUCCUCCUGCUCCUCUUCCUGCCUCUGUUGUCGAUCCACACGCGCGCACGGGCACACAUCGACGAGAGGGGACUGUGCGCGCGCCUCCCUUCCCUGCCCUCUCCGGCGCUCGUGUCCAUGCGCGCAGCCGCACGAAAGAGAGAGAGAGAGAGGCAAGGAAGAAGUGAAAUAGAGAGAGAAAGUUUUCGCC
Messenger RNA from Fonticula alba, 666 nucleotides. RefSeq lists its product as hypothetical. The record is from RefSeq and is a predicted model, not a curated record. The coding region runs from base 95 to 643 and encodes 182 amino acids. NCBI's taxonomy places the organism in Eukaryota, Rotosphaerida, Fonticulaceae. The transcript has a single exon.